GGCCUAACUUAGCCCUGGCGAUGGCGGCCGUCAUGGCGGCGCUGUGGGUGGGUGCAGCGGGCCCAUGAGGCGCCCUCAGUCUUCACCCGGACGCUCCCGGCUCUUGGCAGCGAAGGCGGCUGUCCCGCGCGCGUCGUCCCCGGGGCCAUGGCGGGCGUCUUCGACAUCGACCUCGACCAGCCCGAAGAGGCGGCCUCGGACGAGGAGCUGGAGGAAGGGGGUCACUUAAGCGAAAGUAUGGAUCAUGGAGGAGUCGGCCCAUAUGACCUUGGCAUGGAGCAUUGUGAGAAAUUCGAGAUUUCGGAAACGAGCGUAAACCGAGGUCCUGAGAAGAUCCGGCCAGAGUGCUUUGAGCUGCUCCGUGUACUUGGCAAAGGGGGCUAUGGAAAGGUUUUCCAAGUUCGCAAAGUAACGGGGGCAAACACGAGCAAUAUUUUUGCCAUGAAGGUGCUGAAAAAGGCGAUGAUUGUGAGGAACGCAAAAGACACCGCUCACACCAAAGCCGAGCGGAAUAUCUUGGAGGAGGUCAAGCAUCCGUUUAUCGUCGACUUGAUUUAUGCCUUUCAGACUGGCGGGAAACUCUACCUCAUCCUCGAGUAUCUCAGCGGAGGAGAACUCUUCAUGCAGUUGGAACGAGAGGGGAUAUUUAUGGAAGACACCGCUUGUUUCUACUUGGCUGAAAUUUCGAUGGCUUUGGGACACCUGCAUCAGAAAGGCAUCAUCUACCGUGACUUAAAGCCAGAAAACAUCAUGCUGAAUCACCAAGGUCACGUUAAACUGACUGAUUUUGGACUGUGUAAAGAAUCUAUUCAUGAUGGAACAGUCACACAUACGUUCUGUGGAACAAUAGAAUACAUGGCCCCUGAAAUUCUGAUGAGGAGUGGGCACAACCGUGCCGUGGACUGGUGGAGUUUGGGGGCACUAAUGUAUGACAUGCUGACUGGAGCACCCCCUUUUACUGGGGAGAACCGAAAGAAAACAAUCGAUAAAAUUCUCAAGUGUAAACUCAAUUUGCCUCCCUACCUCACACAAGAAGCCAGAGAUCUGCUUAAAAAGCUGCUAAAGAGAAAUGCUGCCUCUCGUCUAGGAGCUGGUCCUGGAGACGCUGGAGAAGUUCAGGGUCAUCCAUUCUUCAGACACAUCAGUUGGGAAGAACUGCUAGCUCGGAAGGUGGAGCCACCUUUUAAACCCUUAUUGCAAUCCGAAGAAGACGUGAGCCAAUUUGAUGCAAAAUUUACACGUCAGACUCCUGUCGAUAGCCCGGAUGACUCGACCCUCAGCGAAAGUGCCAACCAAGUUUUCUUGGGUUUCACGUAUGUGGCUCCCUCCGUACUUGAAAGUGUAAAAGAGAAGUUUUCCUUUGAACCAAAAAUCCGGUCACCGCGCAGAUUCAUUGGCAGUCCUCGGACCCCCAUCAGCCCUGUCAAAUUCUCUCCGGGCGACUUUUGGGGACGAGGCGGUUCUUCCGGCGUGGCCAAUCCUCAGCCGCCCGUGGACUACCCGAUGGAGACGGGUGGGAUCGAACAGAUGGAUGUAACAGUCUGCGGAGAAGCCUCAGCUCCGCUUCCGAUCCGGCAGCCCAACACGGGGCCGUACAAAAAACAGGCCUUCCCCAUCAUUUCCAAACGACCAGAGCACUUGCGCAUGAACCUAUGACAUCACCGAUCGCAGUCCUUUCCCCGAAACCCGGCUUGAGCGACGGCAGAAGAGAAGGACAGCUCUUUGCAAGGGCAACCGUGCCUCACCGCCCACCCUCCUGCCAAAAGACGAGACCUCGCGUGGCUCCCCCACCCCCCUUUCUCAGUGAUGGUAUCAAGUUAGUCAUUGCACAGAAUAACGGAAAAAGAAGAAUGAAAAAAAUGGAUUCCCCUUCCUUCCAUCCUUCCCUCCCUCCUCCUUUCUCUUUCUCCCCACCUCCUCACUCCCUCCUUUGAAUCAAUGGUGCAUAAAGACAGGACGUGAGCCAAAAAAAAAAAAUGGUAUUACACAACUUAGGCACAGCAGCUAACCGAUACGCAGCGUGGUAUCUUUCCCGCUCUAUCAAGAUUUUUUUCCCCCCAAGUCAAAUCGCUUGAAGCUAACAGGGUGGAGAUUCUGGCUCAUCCUGCAUGGUUGUGCCCCCAAAGAAAGUCCAUGCCCCCGGGGCAAAUGUGCAGAACGCCAGCCUGGCCCUUUCCUGCCUGAGGAAUUAAUCCCACCCAAAGUUCCUUCAGGUGGCUUCCUGCAGUUUUAAGGAACGAUCAGAGGUCCGAGGCUUAACUCCAACCAUUAGGAUUCCACGUGCAAAAACAAUCUAAACGAAUCUUUUUUUAAAAAAGAAAAUUAUAUAUAGAUAUAUAUAUACAUAUAUAUAAAUCUCUAUAUUUUUCAACUAGUUUCCCCGCCCCCACUCCUCUCCCUUUCAGAAGGGGCUCAUUAUGAAAAGUCUCCCGCAGUUGGAACAUUACGGAAUGAUUGAUUUCCCACAGCAAAGAGAGAGAGAACAAGCUAGCAAGACUUAACAUUUCUUAUUAUAUUUGAAAUAAUGCUUUUGUAAAAAAAAAAAAAAGAUAAUAAUAAUAAAUCACUGUUAAUUACGUUGCCAAGAUUGAUAGGGUAAGAAUUUUACCCUCUUCAUCUGGAUUAAAUGCUUUUUCCCCCCUUCCCCCACCCCCCCUUUUUUUUUUUUGGUCUUGUUUCGUUUUAAAAAGGAUCCCCUCAGGCUGUUGGCUGCGCUAAAACCAUGGCUAGUGUGCGGACGUCCCGUGUUUUAAUCCGAGGUCUUUGUGACGUUUUUCCCUGCUCCCCCUCCCCCCUUUCCAAGCUCAAGUUUUGCCCUGCUGGCCUGGAGUUCUGUGGGUGUAUUGAAUUCCAGGUGUCUUAUCUUAUAGUCUCAUCAUCCUGAACAAAAAUCUGGCUAUCGGGAACUUCGUCUCUUUUUUUAUGCUGGUUAUAUAGUUUGCUCAAGACCCUGGCACGUGCCAAGGAGGGCUUAAACCUAUCGCAAAAGGGGCACAAACUUUAGCAGAUGGCUAUCAUUCUUUUUUUUUAAAAUAAAAAAUAAAAACCUGCACAUUUCUAUUGGUGUUGCAGCCGAUUGGUAAUGCUCAGAAAAGAUGGCUUUUACCCCGUAAUUGUUCUGUGGCUCAUCGGUGAUGGACGACUGUAUAACUUCUCUAUUGGGGCAAGCCCAUCCUUUGAUUGUAUUGAGGGGAUAAAAGGGGAAAAGGAAAAAGAAAAACACACAAGUAUUACGAUGGCCUUCGACGAAUGUCUUCCAGAGAACUUUUUGCAAUUUAAUUUUUAGGAAACGUUCAGAAGAAUUCGCUAUUUAUGUUUCUGUGAGUGUUGUUGAAGAAGAAGAAAGAAAAGAAAGAAAAAAGAAAGAAAACCUGUACACAAAUGACUAUAUCGUCACAGGUACAAAGAAUUAAAUAAAGGUAACUUUACCUUAACUUAAAUACUUCCUGCCUUAAAGAAAGCAUUUCCAUGGCUACAGCUGGUGAAAGGGUGAAUUGUGGUCCACAGAGCUUUACUCGAGGGUCGAGUGUGGGUGAGUGUGAAUUGUUGGGACAGGGUGGGCAUCCUUUUGCUUGGUUCCCCCCCCCCUUUGUUACACCUGAUCAGUCUGCAAUCGUGGCUACUUAGAGGGUUUUUGUGAUGCUCUGUUGUGCUUCUCUCCUUGAGCCAUAGGAUCUGAGCCAUAAUUAUAUUUUUAUUUCAAUCUAGCCAGAACCUCUUCUGUGGAUUUUUCUCGCCAACUGGACUUUCGCACCUCGGAUCCAAGCCGUUCGAGAAGGCAGGGGUGGGGGCUCACCUCUGUUGAGUGUAGAGCUGUCUACCUUGGCUUCCCCCUCCAGGUGCAAAAUUAAAAAGACACAAUCCUGGAAAACGAAAGACCCACUGAAAAGGGGGCGGUGAUUCUCCUUUAGGUAGAAUUCAGGUUCUAGAACAGGGUCUCCAACCUUGGCAACUUUAAGACUUGUGGACUUCAACUCCCAACUUUGCUGGCUGAGGAAUUCUGGGAGUUGAAGUCCAGAAGUCUUAAAGUUGCCAAGAUUGGAGAUCCCUAUUCUAGAACAAGGAUCUCUCCAGACUUGGCCACUUUAAGACAUAGGGACUUCACCUCUCAGAAUUCCCCAGCCAUCCUGACUGGCUGGUGAAUUCUGGGACUUGAAGUCCACAAGCCUUAAAAGUGGCCAAGUCUGGAGACACCCCUCCCAACCACCACCCCAUCUUAAAGUCUGCUGGCUGGGGAAUUCUGGGAAUUGAAGUCCACAUGUCUUUUAAAGUGACCAAGCUUGGGGACUCCUUUUCUAGAACAUGAGAUUUAAUUCCUGUGGACCAGCAAAUCUAAAUUUUGCAUGAGCCACUCCAAAAUGAGACCCUUUCCCCAUGCCCCCAAGCAUCAAUCAAUGUCAUGUGAAUAGCGAGACACUUCUGGAUGAGGGUAGGAUCUGGGUGUGAGCUGUUGCUGUACCACGGGCACCUGCUUCGGGAUUUAGUGUACGGUGUCAUAUCCACUAACUAAUCACGGCAUUGUUUCCUUUUUCAGAGGAAUAGUAGCACAAUUGAGGAAGAGUCUGAAAGGGGAGGGGAGGGGAGGGAGACUCCGGUUUGUGGUCCUCAAGUCACACGAAGACCGCCAUUGUCUGAGCGAGGCUCUUGACAGGCCCAGGAAAAAGGGGCUUGCUUAUUUUCUCCUGUGUCAUUUGGAAAACCCAGCUGUUAGCCAGCCCUGUGGCUCUAGAAAACAGCUUUUCCCAAUCUUGCUCAUUUCCAGGUGUGUGAACUUCAACUCCCAGAAUUCCACAGCCAGCCGAGAAGAAUUCUCGGGGUGGAAAGUCCAUAUAUACCUGGAAAUAGCCGAGCCUUCCAAAGGCAUCCAGUGGGACAGGUAGAACUUUUUUCCUUGUCUGAACCAUGAAAAAGGUAGCCCUUCCUAUGGAGGCGUGCACGCGCGCACCCCCCCCCCCCGUGAAAACUGGAUUUGGAGCCGUGCAAGAUGCUCACCUUUCGGUGUUUGGCGGGUUCCUUCUCUGUGGCUGGCUACAAUCAUCUUGCUUAUGUUGUGUGCUCUAGCUUAAGUAGACCUCUCUCUUAGCUGAGGGAUUAGCAGAGAAAAACCUAGCAGUGUGUUUGAUGGAAUUGUGUCAUUGACUAGCCAACUUUGUGCAACUUUUAAGAUCAGUGGACUUCAAUUCCCAGAAUUCCGGGAAUUGAAGUCCACCAAUCUUUAAAAGUUGCCAAAGUUGGGAAAGAUAGAUAUUUCACGUGCCCCUUUUGGUCUUUUUAAACUGUGAAAAACUUUUGGAAUUGCGAUUUGGGACAGUUAAGUGCACACACUAUGCAAUUUGGGUGGUCUUGUAUUUAUUUGUAUAAAGACCUGGAUUCCUGCCCUUCUUGUAGAUAAUAGCUAUUGUGUCAACUUCAUGAAAAAACCCGCAACCAUCUAUGGAAAUGUCUAUUGGAGAAAUUAAGUGCUUUCUUUAACAAUGUCUUAAGAAAACAAAAAGAGGUUUCCAUUGGGGUAUAGUAAUUAAGAUUUAUUUUAUACAAUCUGUGCUUUUUUAAUUAUAAUCUUGGGGUUUUUUGCUAUCGUUUGAUUUUUUUAUAGAUUUUUGUAUCCUUAUAUAAAGAAGAAAUAACUGGGGUUAAUACCUGCUGAAGCUAACAACACAUAUAUAUAUAUAUAUAUAUAAAGUAUUAAAUAUUGAUGACUUGAACCAUGUUUUCAUUCGGCUAAGAAUCAAUGCUGAUUGUAUACUAGCGUUUGCUUUGAGGAAAUAAUAAGAAAUCAUUCGAAGGGUUGGCUUGCCUGACAUGUUAGGGGGCAGAGCAGAAGAAGCGAGGAAUUGGAUCGCUUGGUUGUCCAUCUGUGGGCAUGGAUGCUUCUGGCGUGCCAAGUUGGUUUUGCUGCCAUCAGCUGUUAAGCUUCCUGCAGGCAUUGUGGGUCCCAGUUUCCCUUUGUGUUCUAACCAAGUUAAGACGAACAUGUUCAAGUCUGUAGUGUUAAUCUUGUUCCUGUGAUCCUGGGAGAAAGUAUCCAUGUGUUAAGAGUAGGGGGUCCCCAAUCCCCUGCGCCUGGGCCCGGUAACUUGGUCACGGCCUGUUCAGGAUGGGCUGCACAAGUGGCAGACAGUUCCGUGUAUGCAAGCGGCAGGCACUUGCACAAACGGAACGUCACGCACGCAUGUGAGUGCCAGCCGCUAGCAGACAUGGAGGUGCAGUUGCGCGAGCCUGCUACUUUCAUAGGACCAUUUCUUCUCCUGCCAGUCCGCCAAGCUGGUAAGGUUGGAGACCACUGUGUUAGAGGAAUGGUUGGGGGGCGACCACCAUCACUGCCCUGGAAGCUCUGUAGAUUAGGGGUCCCACAACCUUGGCAACUUUAAGCCUGGAGGACUUUCAACUCCCAGAAUACCCCAGCCAGCAAAGCUGGCUGGGGAAUUCUGGGAGUUGAAGUCUACCAGGCUUAAAGUUGCCAAGGUUGGGGACCCCUGCUGUAGAUGACCCCUGCUGUAGAUGCUCUAUCCUCAGGGAGGAUAGAGGUGAACUCCUUCCCCAGCCUGAGGCCACCUGCCCUGAUCUGGUUUACCCAGGAAGACUGCAGAAGCCUGUUCUUACGAUCCAAGGGACAGGAUGUCACAGGACUGGCCUCCCAAGCAGCCAGAAGUAGACUAGUGAGGGGUCUGUGGGUGUCUACUGCUUUCCCUACCAUGUUGGCCCAAGGUGUGCUUACGUUUUGUUUUGGAUAAUCUAGGACAGUGGUGGCGAACCUUUUCGGCACCGAGCGCCCAAACUGGAAUGUGGGCAGGCACGCCAGAGCUCAGACACCUGAAGACCAUCUGGCUGGUACGUGCCGGCCACCUGGUCUUGGGUUUCCGGCGCUCACAUACACACUGGCCAGAUGGUCUUUGUGUGCACUGGAACCCCAAAGACCAGGUGGCCGGCACGCACCAGCCAGAUGGGUUUCCGGGUUUCUGGCGCUCCGGUACAUGCGCAGACCAGCAGGCCGGCACGCUUGUGGGCGCCGGAAACCAGAAAAGCAGCUGGUGAUGGCACACAUGACCACAGAGAGGGCUUUGCAUGCCACAUCUGGCACACGUGUCAUAGGUUCACCAUCACGGAUCUAGGGACUGUUGGGGUCCCUUGGUGCUCUCCGAGCUUGGCGAUUUUCUUGCAGACGUUUCAUGACCAAACUAGGUGACCGCAUCAGUGCAAAAACCCAACUCCCCUUCUUUCGCUGAUGAGAUUACCUAGCUGGGUCAUGAAACGUCUGCAAGAAAACCGCCAAGCUCGGAGAGCACCUAGGGACUCCGCGGUCCAGCCCUGAGCUACAAAUAUUCUCUUCUGCUGGCAACCUAGGACUGCUGUGUAUGCAGGUCGGAAGGGCAGCAGCUGCGUGUAAAACUGUAGUUCAGAUUUGUGUUUUCUCUGUCCUUUCUGGCUGUAAGGUGCAAGUUUGUCUAGCCACACCAGCCAUCUGGAAGGAAGAGCCAAGGCUUGUUAAACACCCCCCCCCCCAUUGAAAUAGAAGCUGUGUACUGGAUGUGUUGAUGACAAAAAUGCGAGUGCGGCUUUCACUGUCUAAGCAAUGAAAGGAUGGACUUUUUAAGCUUUUCGGAAGGAUGAAACGAUGCAGGGUUCAUUUUAGCUUAUCUUACCCGGUGUAUCUUCAGUAAUUAAAAUGUCUGCACCCUGGUACAUUUAAAGGAAGGGAGGAGGGGAUGGGAAGAGCUCAACAAAGUGAUGCACAAUGACAACUUUUCACCUUGUACCCUUUUUAAAAACCAUAUGUUCUUUCUGCAACACUUUAGCUGGCUGUGUUAACCAUCCAUUACGAAUCCGACUACAGCUGCCUUACAAGGAAUGGUAUGAGGGUUCUUACCUCAUUCUGUACUAUUUACUGUAAUAAAAUAUACUUGAUUUCAAAACAGAUGGGUGUAAAUAGCAAUUAAAUGCAACUUUGGACAAAUGA
Ahaetulla prasina is the source of this 7957-nucleotide messenger RNA. It is a transcript of the gene RPS6KB1, whose product is annotated as ribosomal protein S6 kinase B1. Lineage: Eukaryota; Metazoa; Chordata; Lepidosauria; Squamata; Colubridae. The record is from RefSeq and is a predicted model, not a curated record. The transcript has 15 exons. Gene Ontology annotation, biological process: protein phosphorylation; cellular response to insulin stimulus; signal transduction. The coding region runs from base 148 to 1656 and encodes 502 amino acids. Gene Ontology annotation, molecular function: ATP binding; protein serine/threonine kinase activity.